UAUAAAAAUUUGAUUUAGACUCUUUGGAUGGUUGGUUUUUUCCAAAGCCCAGAUCCUUCUUUCUGUACUUCUACUGACUUCUUUGGACUUGGUAGCAGGAACCACAAUCUUAUAUAAUGAAGCGUCUUUGCGAUAUGCUAAGUUAUAAACAAACAAGUAAACAAAUAGAGGAAAAACAAACAAAAGUCGAUAAAAAAAUAAGAAUAAUCAGAAUAUUCAUCAAAUAGAGUACAGAGUAGUGAACAAGAAAAUAAAAAGGUACAAAGGAAACGGGAAAUUUUCUAAAGUUCCCAACUCUCCUCUUUUAUCAUAUUUUCAUUGGAAUCAUUUAAAGCAUCGAAUUUCCUUUGCAAAGAAAGACUUCGCUCACCAUCAGUACGAUUGAAGGAGUCGCCUAAAGAAUGAGGACUGAACUGAAUAGUUUUGGGGGGCGACAUUCCAUUUGGCAUAAGGCUAUCGUUGCUUUCGUGCUCGAAUUCCGAAAACAUAGACAAAGCGGAUUUUGAUGUUCUAUCUCCGGGUGCUGAGAUGGUCUCCAUCUUCAUGGCAAUUGGAGAAGGAGACAUGAGAGGAGAAGAAUCAAUGUCCAUGUCUUCAUACUUCUUCUUCUCGUGAGGAGUUACCUGGACGUGCCAGUUCGUGUCCAGUACUCUGUGCAACAAAGCACUACGUCCAGUAUGUUGCAGAUUAGCUUCGUCGAUCUUUCGAGCUGGGGUUUGCAAACGCGCGGGUAUCGGUGUUAAAGACGCAUUUUCUAAAGAAAGAUUUUCAAAGGAUGUGUCUUUCUUGGGAGUAGACUGAGUAACUUGUUCAUCCUUUACUUCUUGAGGCUCAAAAGCUUCGUGCCCGAAAGACGAAGGAAUGUUUUGAUAAAACGUUUCAGUAUCCUCCUCAUCUUCCUCGAUUUUUGGAUCACCGCUGUCUGUAUAUUUCGAUUCUGAGGAUACAAAACCUUCUUUCGGUUUUUCAGACCCUUGGACUGGUUCUUCGACUCCAGAGAGCGAGACACUAGCGCUUGUUUCGAAGAAUUGCUUCCAAAACUGGUUGCAUUAGUAAAAUGCACGUAAGUGGAAAAGACUUUCUUCCUCUCCUCAACCCGUACCUUUGAUGACUCCCAUAUAUUAUUACAGUUCUUAGUAUAUUUCUCUAUAAUUGGAAGAAUUCGAGUCGACACUGUUCUGUUACAUUUCGCGAAAUUCGCAUCAAUUUCGUACAAUGCUAAUGUAAUUGACUGUUCCAAUCUUUCUAAUCUAAAAAAAUUCAAAUGUUAGUGCAUAGUUUCCUCUUUGUCUUCAAUACCUUUCCAGUUGACUCAUUGAGGAAGCAUUCACGAAAUAGACUUCUCUUCAACCUCACAGCUGUGAGUAAUUAUAGUACAGAUUGAAAAACAAUGAUACUUUACAAAUUCUUCAGGGAUUCUUUAAGAAUUUAAAUAAAUAUAUAUCUCUAUUUUUUCUGCAACACAAAAUCUAUACAUGGAUCAUUUAAUAUUUAGGUGCCUUCUUCUCGUCUGUUCAUCUUGAAUAUCAGUAAAUGUUUUAUUGAUUUUUGCUUUGACAAUGUUUAUUUUGUUUACGGAAUAUCGCUUGUUGCACUAUUUAAGAAAGAUGUAAACAACCAUUAUACCUGUCUUCUGCCAGUACCAAAAGGGAUUGAAAAGAUGAAGAAUGGAUCGGGGAUUGACAAUUCCUUCAACAAUGGUGAAUUUCAUUUGAGUGAUCAGAACUCUGGCUUGCAAAACUCCGUAUCCUCAGGCAGCGUUAAUACUGCUGUUAACGGUGAAGCUAGAACACAAGAUGUAGGAUCAUCCUUCUCCGAUACCGAUUCACAACUUUCAGAUCCCAAUUCUUCCUCAAUCUUAUCAAGGCUGAGUCAGACAACCAAGAGCAGCCAUCAGCUGCGCUUUUUCAAGUGGGUUCGUAAACUUUCUGAAAACCUUCAAGUAGGAAAAGAAAGCUCCUCAAAUGGAGCUGCUGAAGGUAACUCAACUGAUCCUUAUAUCGAGCUAGUAAGCGACCCAGCAUACAUUCCUGUUCUUAAGCAGAUUGGGGGGUUUGACGAAAUUAGGGAUAACCUUGUUUUGACAGACUCCAAUUUUGAUGUUAAAGAUUAUGAUGUAAAGUUUAUGUACCUUCUUAGGAAGUAUCUUUUGGAUGGACCAGACACUGGUUUUGUUGUUCAGCAUGAAAAAUACAUGCCCGAUGGACCAAGAGUCGCAGCUGCAAAGGCUCAUUCUGCUCUAGCAGAAAAGCUAGCAUAUUUUGCGACAAAUCCAGGAAGCUCAGAAAUAGAUGUUGACAAAGGUUCUUUCAACGCGGCAAACGAAGAAGGCGUUCAAUCAGCAAUGAAUGAGCAGAACGUUAAGUCUAUAAAUCACUCUGUCCAGGUUCAAGAAACAAACGAUCGUUUGCGAGCCGUAUCUCAGCUUGAAACCAUACGCAACGAAAGCAAAGCUUCUUCAGAGCAAGCUAAUGACUUUGGCCUAUUCGUCAUAGAUUCAGAAAUUCCCGAUUAUCAUUUGGGAAAUGAACCGAAGCGUAAAGAGAUUCUAGAUUUGUAUGUGGAACUGGCGAAGAACAAUGAUCUAGUUAUUGGACAUACUGUAAAAGAUACUUAUUUUUUUGUAUUUAAAGAGGAUAGUCUUCUUCCUUUAGAAAAAUACGAAUACACUGCUAAAGAGCUUUCUUUGUUUAAUAUUCAGCAAAAGGCUUCCCGCUGGAUGUUUCGAAAAACUCAGGAAGAACGAUUAAUUCAUUGGGAACAGCUUCCUUUUAAGGUCGAAAGUCUUAACCAUAUUCCUUUUGUAGUUAAAGAUAACUCAAAUCAGCAAGAUAAAUCGGAGAUGCCUUUCUCUGUACGAGAACUUGCUUAUAUGGAGACGCGCUUCAUCGCUUUAAUCUUGCCAACUAAUUUACAAAAGUAUAACUAUCAGGUUCAUCGAACUCUAGCAAGGGCCAGAGAUUUUCAAUCGUCUAGGUCUAAGGAAGAUGAAAUUGCUUAUAUAAUGGAGCUGGAAAAAAAUCCCGUCAAAUUUCUUUUUGAAUUGGAUAUUAUGGAAAGUCUACCUUUGAAUCAACAGCGUGCUCUUUGGGUACACCUUGCUGACUUUGCCUCAAAACAAGAAACCGAUCCCCUAUUGUCACUUUGGAAGCGACAAGUAAUCCUUUGUCGAAUUGGACAUCCCAAGCUUCAUACUGUGCCCAUUUCGUCUUUUUUCUGCGUUGAAAAUCAGCCACGUUUAAUUGGGGUUAAAACAGCUAGUGCAACCUCUUUUUUCCUCGUCGAUAGAGAUUUUACAACUUACGAUGCAAAGACUAUGAGGUUGUUAAGUACCGCACCAUCCCGAUCUGCUCAGAAUUGGCUCCUUGUUAUGCAGCAUUUAGAAUUUCUUGGCAGGUCAUUCCCUCAUCUGGUUCAUCUUGACAAGCACUAUGGUUUCCUUGACUAUCAAAUGGAGUAUUUCAGAAAUUAUACGGAUACCAAUAUGCAGCAACCAGUUAAAAGUACUUCCAACUGUCAAGAAGUGAUGAUGCAGCAAGUUUAAGAAACUUCUCUAUUUAUCCAUGACUUCAACCUGGAUUCAUGGCUUUAAAUUACAGAAAAAUGAACUAUGCUAAUGCUAAAUUGUUUACAAUUUACAAUUGUUUAACCUAUAUAAAUAAUAGCUUAUGUUAGGUUUUUAGGAAUAAUGAUAUCUUUUUUCAUGAAAAGUUGAAAAAAUUCAGAAAAUUAAAGCCCG
Schizosaccharomyces cryophilus OY26 is the source of this 3739-nucleotide messenger RNA. RefSeq lists its product as uncharacterized. The coding region runs from base 1661 to 3544 and encodes 627 amino acids. The record is from RefSeq and is a predicted model, not a curated record. The transcript has a single exon. NCBI's taxonomy places the organism in Eukaryota, Fungi, Ascomycota, Schizosaccharomycetes, Schizosaccharomycetales, Schizosaccharomycetaceae.